AUGUGCACUGUCCAUGAGACGCCUCGUGCCUAUAACCGAACAGACGAUGCAGUUCAGCCAGAUUUGGUCCAGUCUCAUGGCCCUGCUCAGGCUGUGGACAACGCGACGCCGACAACUCCCAGUGCUGAACCAUCGUCAAAUACAGUUACUCCUCCUUCCCCUGUAUCCACACCUACACUAACUGACACGCGUGCUCAAAAACCAACCGAAAACGAGACGUCCUCCAACAUGCACAAAACAGAGUAUAAUGGCUCAUCUGACUCACCCAAACCCUCUACCACAGUUCAGUACCAUCAACCUAAUCCAACGACCCAAGAAUCCUUUUUCAAAUCCGUUAACAAGCGUUUGCAUAUGUUAGAGACGAACUCCUCACUCUCAUUACAGUAUAUUGAGGAACAGUCACGUAUCCUACGAGAUGCAUUUAACAAAGUAGAAAAGCGACAGCUAGCGAAGACCACCACCUUCCUCGAAAACUUAAACACAUCAGUGCUGCAAGAGCUCCGGGAAUUCCGCCACCAAUACGACCAGGUCUGGCACUCCGUUGCCGUUGAAUUUGAACAACAACGACUACAGUAUCGUCAGGAGGUCUUCGCUAUGAGCAGCCAGUUGGGAGUUCUGGCUGAUGAGCUCGUAUUUCAAAAACGCAUCUCAAUCAUCCAAAGUGUCUUCGUCCUCGUCUGCUUCGGCCUUGUCCUUUUCUCCAGUUCCCCGAUAGGCAGCUAUCUCGAACUCCCCCGUGUUCAUAACAUGGUCUCCCGUUCCCAGAGUUUCCGCUCCUCAACACAUUCCUUCGAAACACCCUCUGCGAGUCCUCUCUCGCGGCCCAACUCGCCCUACCAGGACAACAAGCGUGUCUCCAGCAGUCAUACACGCACCAACUCCAUGGAGUCCAGGGAAGACGACUUAACGGUAAAUCCAACCAUCUGUUACUCGCCACCAACUCCGACAUCUGACAGCGGCGGUCACGAAUUACGUCGACGACUCUCUGAGCAAACGAACUCCACGUCGAGCAGCGUUGUGGUAACGCCCCAGACUCGGUUCCUCAGGUCUGAAAGUAGUCCGCCAGACUUAUGUGAAUCUUGUGAAGGGUCUGACGCGGGUUCCUCGUCAGAAACUCCGCAGUUGUCCACUUGA
Messenger RNA from Histoplasma mississippiense, 1134 nucleotides. RefSeq lists its product with no specific name. Lineage: Eukaryota; Fungi; Ascomycota; Eurotiomycetes; Onygenales; Ajellomycetaceae. The record is from RefSeq and is a predicted model, not a curated record. Bases 1 to 1134 code for a protein of 377 amino acids. The transcript has a single exon. Gene Ontology annotation, cellular component: cytoplasm; membrane. Gene Ontology annotation, biological process: protein folding in endoplasmic reticulum.